AUGAAUACCGCGCCGCCGCUUUCCGAGUCUCACUCGGGAAUGCGUGUUCUGCGCAUUCCCAGAUCUGACCAACCUGAAUCAUCCGUGCUCCUUCGUGUUGCUGGUUCCGACCGCUUUUCUUCUAGCCUAGACUUGAUUGCAACAGAAGGAGAAAAUCCGUUUACUCGGACGGUCCAGCGAGCCCAAUUGAAGGAAUUACGCACCAAGAACUACCACGGCAGUGAUGAGGAAUGGGCCCAAAUUGUCUGGUAUAUCUUUGGGCAAGCCGCAGAGUCUGUUGGCCACGUGGGAUCUUUCCAUGGCAUCGAAUCGUCGGCUACGAUCUGUGAGUCUGACAGCGCAUCCAAGGAAUUAGUCAUCAGCAUUCGUAAGAGAAUAGAAGGCAUCACUCAAAGGCUUGGGUCCGUGACCCUUAUGCAAAACGAUGAACAAGAAAUUCAACUUCUCGAUUGGUGCGGUACGGCAAUCGCUUGCUCGAAUGCCCUUGAACAACGCUGUCGUGCACUCCAAGAUCGUGCCUGCGCUGCUGAGCAUAUGGUUGAUCAGCUUAACGAUCAACUGCAGCAAUUAUUUGGUGCUAAGGAGCAACAUGAGGAGCAAUUAAUAGCAAACCUUGUCCGUUUGCUAAACGAGAAGAAGCUGAAAAUUCGCAACCAACAUAGGCUAUUAAAUACCGCAGAACCAGACCCCGAAACGGAUCCAAAUAUCCAGACGCCAAGCCCCCUUGAGCAUCAAGCUCGCUUCCAGCAGAACCCCCUGGGGAAGCGUCAUACUCGUGGCCCCGAAGACCGUGGAUCAGAAGGAAAAGCUGUUUCUGAAGUGGAAACGGACUCCGCAUCGGAUGAGAAAAGCUCCAGAGAAGUGGACGAGGGCACAGAAGGCAGCGUCAGUGACGGGGAAUUAUCGGCGCAAGAUGGUGUGGAGAAACAGCACAGCGUGGAUACUAAUAAAUCGUCUGCUUACCCUGUCUUUAACAACGUUGCUGCAACUCCUCCCCGGGCUGGCCUUUCAGCCACCGGUUGCCUAUCCGGAGAAGGUGCUCAGGGUGAUGCGGAAUCUGCAGGGGAGACGGAUGAUGAUGAAUUAUGA
Messenger RNA from Aspergillus affinis, 1089 nucleotides. RefSeq lists its product as uncharacterized. The transcript has 4 exons. NCBI's taxonomy places the organism in Eukaryota, Fungi, Ascomycota, Eurotiomycetes, Eurotiales, Aspergillaceae. Gene Ontology annotation, molecular function: DNA binding. The coding region runs from base 1 to 1089 and encodes 362 amino acids. Gene Ontology annotation, cellular component: nucleus. The record is from RefSeq and is a predicted model, not a curated record. Gene Ontology annotation, biological process: double-strand break repair; DNA recombination.